Molecule: messenger RNA, 2530 nt
Organism: Eruca vesicaria subsp. sativa (arugula)
Lineage: Eukaryota; Viridiplantae; Streptophyta; Magnoliopsida; Brassicales; Brassicaceae
Source: the annotation of a GenBank genome assembly
CAAGUCUAAAAAUCAUCUUUGUUUCCAGAUUAUAGAGAGACGAUGUUUCGAAGCCAAUCUUAUUGUUUCCGUUGUAUAAUUACCAUCUACUUCUUUUUUUUCCUUCACCUCUUACCAAACACAUUUGCGUCUCCUACACGGUCCUUAUGCCGUCACGACCAAAGAGAUGCUCUUUUGGAGUUAAAAAAGGAGUUCCCGAGCCAUACCAAAGAUGACGCUCUUGCAACAACACUUUCAUGGAACAAAAGCGUCGACUGCUGUUCUUGGUGGGGUGUCACGUGUGAUGAUAUACUAGGACAGGUGAUAUCACUAAAACUUCAAUCUUAUACUAGUGUCAACACGUCUCUGAAAUCUAGCAGUGGUCUUUUUAAACUCCAGCAUCUCCGUCACCUAGACCUUUCAAAUUGCAAUCUCCAUGGAGAGAUCCCUUCCUCCAUUGGAAAUCUUUCUCGCCUUACAUAUCUUGAUCUUUCUUUCAAUCAAUUCAUAGGUGAAAUUCCAGUUUCAAUCGGUAAUCUAAACCAACUAAGGUACUUGAGUCUUUGGAGUAAUGAUCUCAGAGGUAACAUUCCUACUUCGAUGGCCAAUUUCACGAAACUAUCUGAUUUGAACCUAAAGGGAAAUCAGUUCACUGGCGGGGAUAUAAUACUAGCCAAUUUAACCAGCCUUUCCGAGUUAGAUCUCUCUUACAACCACUUAAAAUCUUCUCUUUCUGUUGACCUAAGUGGACUCCACAACUUGGAGCGGUUCAUAGGAGAUGAAAACUCAUUUUUUGGACCUUUUCCAUCCUCUUUGCUCAUGAUUUCUUCGUUAAGAAUGAUUUCUUUAGAUCAAAACCAAUUAGAAGGACCUUUAGUUUUUGGGAAUAUCUCUUCAUCAUCUAAGCUUCUAUCGCUAGAUGUGAGCUACAACAAGUUUUGUGGACUAAUCCCAACAUCUAUAUCGAAAUUACAGAGUCUUUACGCUGUAGAUCUUAGUCAUAACAAUUUCAUAGGACAAGUCCCUAGCUCUAUAUCUAGUUUAGUCAACCUCAGUUCCCUUGACCUUUCUUAUAAUAAUUUGGAAGGUGAAAUACCAUCUCUUUUGUGGAGAUCCUCUAUGUUGUGGUCUUUAGAGCUUUCUCAUAAUAUGUUCAGCAGCUUUGACAAACAAGUUGAAGUUGUUGAUGGAGCAUCAUUAAGAGAGUUACGUCUUGGUUCAAAUUCACUCCAAAGACCAUUUCCCCAAUGGAUCUGCAAGCUAAAAGAUUUAUGGGCCCUAGAUCUAUCCAACAACCAAUUCACCGGUUCCAUUCCUCAAUGUUUGAAGAACUCCAUUUCUCUGUCAGAGUUAAGGCUACGAAACAACAGUUUAAGUGGAUUUAUACCAGAUUCAUUCAUCAAUCUCACUGACCUAAGAUCACUUGACGUCAGCCACAACAAUUUGGUGGGAAAACUUCCAAGAUCUUUGAUCCAUUGCAAGCUCAUGAGGCUUCUGAAUGUGGAUGGAAAUAAAAUCAGUGACACCUUUCCGUUUUGGUUGGGAUCUUUGGAAAUAUUAAAGAUCCUUGUGCUUCGGUCAAACGCAUUCCAUGGUCCAGUCUAUGACCCUACAACAUAUUUAGGGUUUCCAAGUCUACGGAUCAUCAACAUAGCCAACAACAAUUUCGUUGGAUCAUUACCACAGAAUUACUUUGCAAACUGGACUGAAAUGUCAAUUGUGUGGAGUAAUGAAGAUUCACCAGAGUCGAACUACAUGGGGGAUGAUUCUCAUAUGUAUGAAGAUUCUAUAGAUUUGGUGUAUAAAGGAGUAGAAACAGAUUUCACGCGGAUCUUUCAAGCCUUCAAAGCCAUUGAUUUUUCUGGAAAUCGAUUUUCCGGACAUAUCCCUGGAUCCAUUGGUAAUCUAAGCGAGUUGCGCUUUCUAAACUUUUCAGGAAAUGCAUUCAGAGGCAACAUCCCAGCAUCUUUGGAAAAUAUUGCAAAGCUCGAAGCACUAGACUUAUCGUGUAAUAACUUGUCUGGUGAAAUUCCUCAAGGUCUCGGGAACCUCUCGUUUCUGUCAUACAUCAACGUCUCCCACAAUGACCUCGAAGGAUUGGUGCCACAGAGCACACAGUUUCAAAGUCAACACUGUUCUUCAUUUGUGGGUAACUCCAGACUAUAUGGACUCGAGAAAAUUUGUAAUACAAUCCAUGUCGAUGUCCCCGUUCCUGCAUCACAGCCACUAGAGGAAUCUUUUUCGGAUCCAGAGGAGCCAGUACUGAACUGGAUAGCAGCGGCAAUAGCAUAUGGACCUGGUGUAAUUUGUGGUUUAGUCCUUGGACAUAUCUUCACUUCAUAUAAACAUGAGUGGUUCAUAGCUCGUUAACCCUAUCUUCGUCAAGUGUUUGUUCAUUGUAAUUUUAUACAUGAUACUUGGUAGUAAUAUUGUUAGUUUUAACAGUUGUAAUGUUCACAGUUCUCACUAUUUUGUAAUGUGGUUCGUCUAUGUGUUCUCAGUUGUCUUUAACAAAAUCUCUAGAAAAAUCAUGUGCUCGUAACAGUUUCUC